AGACAUAGCCGAUCACAUUCGGAAAAGAAAGCGAAAUCGAAACCCUAACCCUAACGGAGCGAUGGCGGAGCACUUGGCAUCGAUAUUCGGGACGGAGAAGGACAGGGUGAACUGCCCGUUCUACUUCAAGAUCGGAGCUUGCAGGCACGGCGACCGGUGUUCUCGGCUCCACACCAAGCCCACAAUUAGCCCAACGCUGGUUCUGUCCAACAUGUACCAGAGGCCCGACAUGAACAUGAACAUCAUCACCAACCCUAAUCAGCCUCAGCCCCAAUCCCUCGACCCCGACAAGGUCCAAGAUCACUUCGAUGACUUCUACGAAGAUCUCUUCGAGGAGCUCAGCAAGUACGGCCCCAUUCAGAGCUUGAACAUUUGCGACAAUCUCGCCGAUCACAUGGUUGGGAACGUGUAUGUUCAGUUUCGGGAGGAAGAUCAUGCUGCCAACGCCCUCAUGAAUCUCACUGGAAGAUUUUAUUCAGGUCGGCCCAUCAUUGUUGAUUUCUCUCCUGUUACCGAUUUUCGAGAAGCUACUUGUAGGCAGUAUGAGGAAAAUGUAUGCAAUCGAGGUGGCUAUUGCAACUUUAUGCACUUAAAGAAGAUUAGCAGGGAUUUGAGAAGGAAAUUAUUUGGAAGAAAUAGGCGAUGGAAUGGUCGCAGCGGAAGCAGAAGCCGGAGCCCUCCAAGGAAUCGUAACCAUGGGGAGCAUUCACAUGCUGGUCGUAGUUCUGGUAGAAGAGAUUUUGACCGGCCCCAUAGCCACCAUGGUAGGAGGCCUAGAAGCCGUAGUCCUCGAUAUAGAGGAAAAAGAAGUAGAAGUCCUGUGGGCAGGGAUAGGAGUCCCGUGAGAGAAAGUAGUGCAGAAAGGAGAGCUAAGAUAGAGCAAUGGAACAGGGAGAAGGAACAGGAGGAUUCUGGUACCAAGAGCAAUUUGAAAAGCAAUGAUUAUCAAGAACAGAGUGUUGCACAAAAUGGCAGUGAAUCUGGGAACCAUCAGAUAUAGCAACAUCACAGUGAUUUGGCCCAAAAUCUGGUAGUAAAUGUGGCAAGUAAUCUGGUUUUGUGUUUGCGCUUAUUUAGAUGGUUUUAGUUGCCGUUAUUAUUCUAUUCCGAAUUGUCAAUUUAGUGAUAGAACUUUGUAAUAUCCAUAGCGACAAUAGUUUAAUUUUCUGCUUCAAUUGUAAUGUUCUGCAUCUUGAAGGGAGUGAGGAAAAUGGAAGUAGUGGGGAGUUUCAUUUGUUGCGGGGGAGUUUAGCGAUACAUUUGAUAAAGUUCAGCUAUGAAUGUUUCAUAUUCUGUUAUUGAGCAUUGUUGGAUGUUA
Cajanus cajan (pigeon pea) is the source of this 1318-nucleotide messenger RNA. Its product is annotated as splicing factor U2af small subunit B. Gene Ontology annotation, cellular component: U2AF complex. Gene Ontology annotation, biological process: mRNA splicing, via spliceosome. Gene Ontology annotation, molecular function: RNA binding; metal ion binding. NCBI's taxonomy places the organism in Eukaryota, Viridiplantae, Streptophyta, Magnoliopsida, Fabales, Fabaceae. The record is from RefSeq and is a predicted model, not a curated record.